Messenger RNA from Blepharisma stoltei, 2013 nucleotides. The record is from the annotation of a GenBank genome assembly. NCBI's taxonomy places the organism in Eukaryota, Ciliophora, Heterotrichea, Heterotrichida, Blepharismidae.
AUGCAAAAAGUUAGCCAAAAAGAGCAGCUUCAAAUAGAAAAUCGAGAACAAAAUAAAAAUAAUAGAGAAGCUGAGGCAAAAUUCAAAGAAGGAAGGACCCUUCUUCGUGACGCUAGAACUCCCGAACAGUUUGAAGAAGCAGCUCAAUGUUUUUCUGACGCAAUAAGCCUAAGAGAAGACAAAGGAAUUUACUGAGCUUAUAGAGGUAUUGCAUUCAGAAAUAUAGGCUGGUUUCGACGUGCAUCCUGUGAUUUUUCUAUGGCCAUUCAGCUGGACUCAGGAUAUCCUCAACAUUAUGCUGAGCGUGGAAUUUGUUAUCAAAAAAUGGGUAGGCUUGAAGAAGCGCUUGAAGACUUUAAUGAAGCUAUAUAUUUAGAGCCAGCAAAUGGACAUUACUAUUACUCGCGUGCUAUCGUGUACAGUAAAAUGGGAAAAUACGAUCAAGCAGUUGACGAUUAUACAAAGGCCAUAACUGCUUUGCAAGACCCAUUUCAAGCUUUAUGUAACCGUGGAAAUUGCUACAGGAGACUUGAGAAAAUGGACUUAUCUAUUUCAGACUUGAAAAAAGCUGUCACAAUGCAGCAAGACAACGUGAAUGCUAGAAAUAACCUUGGACUGAGCUAUUUUGAAAACAAAGAAUUUGACCAAGCUCUAUUGGAGUUUAACAAAGCUAUAGAAAUGGAUAAAGAGAACCCAACCUUGUACUAUAAUAGAGGCAUUGUUUUUUAUCAUAUGGAGGAGAAUGAAGCUGCUUUAAAAGAUUUCAAUAAAGCUAUAGAGCUAGACUAUCAAGACCCAAAUUAUUAUUUUAAUAGAGGAAACACAUAUUUGGCUAUGGAAAAUUAUAAUAAAGCCUAUAGUGAUUUUGAUAGAGCAAUAGGUCUUGCCCCUCAAAAUCCUAAAUUUUAUCAUUCAAAAGGUCUUGCCUUCCAAAAAGAAGAAAAAUACAAUGAAGCUAUUGAAAUGUUUUCUAAAGCUUUAGACAUAGCUCCCGAUCAUGUUGCUUCUAGAUACCAUUUAGGCUUGAUGCUUCAUAAAUCAGGGCAUUUUCCACAGGCUUUGCAAGCCUUUACAAAAGUUUUAGAUCUUGUAGGGGAAGAUAGGCUUGUUUAUGAAAGUCGUGGAAGGCUUUAUCAAGAUAUGAGAAACCAUGAAAUCGCAAUAAGAGAUUUCAAUAAAGCAAUUUCAAUUGACCCACAUAGUCCUGAUGCAUACAUAUUUAGAGGAAUUUCUCUGCUGAAACUAGGCAAGCCAGAAAACUCGAUAACAGAUUUUGAUAAAGCAAUUGAAUUGAACUCUGAAAGUCCAUUAAUAGAUAACGGACUAGGUUGUGCCCACAAAGCAUUGGGAAACUUCGAAGAUGCCUUAAUUCAUAUGUCAACAGCAAUUGACAAAGAGCCUUCUUCAGUUGAUUUUCUAAUGGAUCGGGCAGGCUUACAUUGUGAUAUGCAUCAUUACCCAAGUGCUGUUGAAGACCUUACCAAAGCUUUAGAACUCCAUCCAGAAGAUCCUCAGCUGUUUUAUAAACGUGGCCUAGCUUAUUAUAAAAAUGAAAACUAUGAAGAAGCUAUAAAAGACUUCAAGCAAAGCUUGUCCUUCCACCCAUUUCCUACCUAUAAGCCAGAUAUUCAUUAUCAUUUAGGCCUUGCCUAUGCAUGCUUAGAAAUGUUUGAAAAAGCUAUAAAGCCUUUCACAAAAUGCAUUGAUUUGUGUCCAAAUGAAGCUGUCUAUUAUCACGAAAGAGCAAAAGCUUAUCAAAUGGUCGACAAAAAUGCAGAAGCUCUUGAGGAUUUCGGCAACGUUAUUAAGCUGCAGCCUAAUAACGCUCAUGCCUUUUUUAGAAGAGCUUUUAGUCAAAAAGCUUUGAAAUUCUAUCAAGAAGCUGCUGAAGAUUUUAGUAGAGCUAGAACUCUGCAACCAAAAAAUCCAGCCCUGGUGAUUAAUGCUAAAAAAGUGCAUGGGGUGAAAUGCAUUGUACUUUGUAAGCCUGGACAAGAGCCAAAUUUUAACUAA